Cantharellus anzutake is the source of this 762-nucleotide messenger RNA. RefSeq names its product 5-formyltetrahydrofolate cyclo-ligase. The coding region runs from base 36 to 707 and encodes 223 amino acids. Gene Ontology annotation, molecular function: 5-formyltetrahydrofolate cyclo-ligase activity. Gene Ontology annotation, biological process: tetrahydrofolate interconversion; folic acid-containing compound biosynthetic process. Lineage: Eukaryota; Fungi; Basidiomycota; Agaricomycetes; Cantharellales; Hydnaceae. The transcript has 6 exons. Gene Ontology annotation, cellular component: mitochondrion. The record is from RefSeq and is a predicted model, not a curated record.
CACUGGUACAGUAUUCAAAUACACACCAACAUCGGAUGUCGUCAAUUGUCUUCGCAAAGAAGGCCCUACGGUCAACUAUCCUUGAGGCCAGAAAACGCAUCCCGCCCAAUGAAAGAGAAUUGCAAUCCCGGGAAAUAGCUCUUGCGCUGACCUCUUGCCCCGAGUACCAACAAAGUUCGUCCAUUAGCUGCUUUCUUUCGAUCGACGGAGAAGUCGACACAUCGAGUGUCAUCGAGGAUAUUUUGAAAAGAGGGAAGCGAUUGUUUGUGCCUCGCGUGGAGAAAAUUUCUGGGGUGAUGGAGAUGCUCAGAAUAUAUAGCCUGGACGACUUGUCCAAAUUGUCUCCUGGUGUGUGGGGCAUACGGGAGCCAGGGAAGAUAUCAAAUACUGGAGACGGUCCCAGAGAGAAUGCCUUGAACUCAACCCUGGAUAUGAUUAUUUUGCCAGGCGUUGCCUUCGACUCUCUGGGAAAUAGGAUAGGGUACGGUAAAGGCUACUAUGACCGCUUCAUUGCCUCCUAUUGGUCCGCAAGGAAGUAUAAGCCUGAGCUAUUUGGAUUGGCAUUCAAAGAGCAAGUCGUUGAACCUGGGACAAUUCCAUUAGAAGAGCACGAUGAAUCUGUGCAAGGAGUUAUUUCUCCUGCUUUUUCUGGCGUUUUGCACAGGGUUGCGAGUUCAGAUGACGCGGACAAUAAAGGAACGAAUUAGCAGCUGUUUGUGAUUGUUCGCAUCCACUUUCCCACAAAAGUUCCUCCAUCGACUC